Molecule: messenger RNA, 2549 nt
Organism: Vollenhovia emeryi
Lineage: Eukaryota; Metazoa; Arthropoda; Insecta; Hymenoptera; Formicidae
Product: zinc finger protein 446-like
Exons: 1
Coding region: 739-2178 (479 amino acids)
Biological process (GO): regulation of cell cycle process; neuron differentiation; negative regulation of transcription by RNA polymerase II
Cellular component (GO): transcription repressor complex; nucleus
Molecular function (GO): DNA-binding transcription repressor activity, RNA polymerase II-specific; RNA polymerase II cis-regulatory region sequence-specific DNA binding
Source: RefSeq, a predicted model, not a curated record
CAAAUUCAUGCAAAAAUUAUACACAAAAGAUUCAGCUCGAUGCACAUUUUUUUAUUUAAUUGCUAGCAACUGAGAUAGCGUUGGAAAAGGCGUUUAUUCGGUUGUUCGAUUGUUAUCCGCUAUAAUUCAAGUAUUUAUUUAUUGCGAUUGAUCAAUGCCGCAAGAAUAUAGAUCCGCCAAUACCCCAAUGCUAUAAAAUCGUAUCCCUUAUUGUCCCCUUUAAAAUUUUACUUGCAGGAACCCUCGCGGGCGGUUAGCUGGAGCAGUAGCUAUGUGUAGCUCUCUGCCCCACCAGCCGCUCGGUAGCGUUUGCCCGCGCCAAGAGGCGCGUCACGCAUUCGGACGAACACGCAUGCGUUUGGCGAGAGAACGGAAAGAGGGUGGAAACGCCGACCAAUGGCUGUUCGACGAGCGGUGGCUGCCCGGGCGGAGCGUACGGCUUAAACGAGACGCAGCACAGGCGGAUUCUGCCACACGACGUCCGACAGCCGAGGGAAGACGUACGUCGUACCGUCCAAGGAGAGCAGAUCUUAAGAGUCUCCUAUCCUUGUUAGAAGUCCAGCAUUUCUUUCCCCAGUGAGAGUGUCCUUGGUGACAGUUGGCCGUUCUUGAACUUCCCUUGGUAACGAGUCGCGCGAGAUUUCCCGCUCGACAUGGAAACGCAAAGCGAGAAGCGAAAGGCGCAGCGCGGGUUUUGAAGAAAUCCUGAAAGAGGCACAGAUAGAUAAGUAGGUGAAGAUGCUUCACGGCGCUCUGCCGCGGGCCUUCCUGGCCCCGGGUCUUAACUACAUGAGCUACUACAGCGAAGAGAUUCAUCCUACUUACGCUGCGCCGCCGACCACGUGGCAUAUUCCGAUGGAGGAUCCAUCCUCGCCGAUUUACUCGCGGAUCCCACCAGCUGAGCAUCACGCGUCGUUGUCCUGGGAGUCCUCGAGGUCCUCGACGCCGUGUCCUUUAGAUCUGUCCUUGAAGCCGCCGCCGACACCGAACACCCCGAAGACAGAAGAGAUGAUCGAAGUGGGCGACGAGAAAGAUCUCAGGGUCCGCGAGGAAGUCCAGGUUUGCCCUGAAGAUCGCAGAGACACUGAAGAGGAUCAACAGCUGGUUGUGGACGACCUGGACACAUUACGAAGCUCUUCGGCACAGAGUCAUCAAAGUCAUUACGAACGACUGGUCCUUAAUAAAGAAUCGCCUCGCUUCCACGACUCGAUCGUCGACAAGCUCCAUCAUUUCCCUGAAGAGAGUACUCGAUUGCCGCCGUAUCCCGGAAGUGAGCUCACCUCCAAGUACCACUUGCAUAAUCAAAAGCUCCUCUUGGCGAGUCCGACGCACUUGCAAUCGAUGCAGAGCUAUCAUCAGCAGCUACUCUUGACACCGCAGCAACAUCUUCAGAGUGUGCACGCGCCCAUGACCCCGCCUAGCACGCCGUCACCGCCUCAAUGCCCCAGAAGAAGAGCCCGGGAGGAAGAUCUCGUUUCGCCAUCCGCGGGACCACCCGCCAGCGGCGCCUCCUUGUCGACCCCGAAGCAGCCCAGCAGCGAGAAGACCACCGUCCAGAGGCCCAAGAAGAAACACGCCAGGCGGCUCAAGUUCGACGAGGACACUAGCAGCCCGGUCUCGGGCACUGUCAUUUUGGGUCCGGACGAGGCGGUAGUGACCGGCGACAUCGAUCCCGCCUUCAACAUCGUCGAGGUCACGGAGGAGGCACGCGCCGAGCUGGCCAAGAUCGAAAAUCGGCUUGGGCCGUAUCAGUGCAAGCUUUGCCGGCAAGUUCACGAGGACGCCUUCCAGCUGGCCCAACACCGGUGCUCCCGAAUCGCCCACGUGGAGUAUCGUUGUCCCGAGUGUGACAAGCGGUUCUCCUGCCCGGCCAAUUUGGCGUCUCAUCGACGCUGGCAUAAGCCCAGGCUACCCAACGCCGACAGUUCCGCGACGUCGUCGUCCACAUCGUCGUCGUCGUCGGGGGGCAACGCUGAGAUCCCGUGCACCAGAUGCGAGGCCAAGUUUACGAGGCAAGCUGCCCUGCGUAAACACCUCGCCACUCAACACCCUGAAACUAACAACAACGUCAGCAAUAGCAAUAACAACAACACCGGGGCCGAUGGCCAGGAAACCAUCGGCAAGUCAGACGUCGCCCAGACAGUCCCGACUAGCCAGUUGUCCAGCGAGAUGACCUGACACCAAUUUCCAGCGAGACCCCUGCCGAGACGACCUGGGCUUUACUGGAGAUUCGGCCUCGAUUUGUAAGAAAAGCUAACACCUUUUUCAUUCACCAAUUGAUCCGGCGGUUAUUGUUACGAGUACAUAAUCAAAACACUCAGCAUGCUCCUUCUAGGAUCUUUUAUGGAGUACCAUAGUAGAGUUUCCCAUGAAGGAAAGAAAUAAGAAAAAAUGUCACUUGAAAGAGAAGAGCAUUAUUGUUAUUGUUGCUAAGAAGAGACACUUAAUCUCUACUUAUUAUUAUCGUUUUGUCGGUUCAAUUUACCUCGUUAUCGUUUAUUUUACUUUAGUCUUAUCUUAUUAUUAUCGCCUUAUCGUUUUGUUUUAGC